Molecule: messenger RNA, 2469 nt
Organism: Limanda limanda (common dab)
Lineage: Eukaryota; Metazoa; Chordata; Actinopteri; Pleuronectiformes; Pleuronectidae
Product: taste receptor type 1 member 1-like
Exons: 6
Coding region: 1-2469 (822 amino acids)
Biological process (GO): G protein-coupled receptor signaling pathway
Cellular component (GO): membrane
Molecular function (GO): G protein-coupled receptor activity
Source: RefSeq, a predicted model, not a curated record
AUGAAAGAUGUUCUUGUUUCUCUAUGUCUGCUCGGCUCUCUUCUACCCGCCGCCUCGACUCAUUGUUCGGUCCCAGCCUCGGAGUUUCAGCUGGAAGGAGAUUAUGUGAUAGGUGGACUUUUUGAUAUUCAUCACCUCAGCACCAUUGAUUAUCAUGUCCGACCAGAGGCCAUCGACUGCUCCAGUCAACCCUUCCUUCUGCCAAAUUAUCGAAGGUUUCAGAUGAUGAGAUUCGCCGUGGAGGAAAUCAAUAACUCCACUGAGCUGCUGCCGAAUGUGUCUCUUGGCUAUGAGAUUUUUGACCACUGCUCAGAUACACAGAAUUUCCCAGCGAUUUUUCACCUCAUGUCAGUCGGUGGCGUGAUUGAAACUUGGGGUGAAAAACACGAGUCCCACGUGUCGGACGUGAUCGCAGUGGUCGGUCCUUUCACAACAUCUCAGGCUUUAGUUGUGGCCCCAAUGUUCAUGGUGGAUCUCGUUCCUGUGGUCAGUUAUGGAUCUUCUAGUUCUGUCCUUUCAAAGAAAGCUAAAUUUCCCUCUUUCCUACGCACAGUCCAUCCUAACAAGGACACCAUAACUGUAAUUGUUAGAAUUCUGCAACACUUCAACUGGCGCUGGGUGGCCUUCCUUAACAGUCAAACUGAUUUUGGCAUGGAUGGACUUGAAACGUUCUUAAAUGUGAUUGAGGACUCUGAGAUCUGCCUGGCGUACACCAAAGUUAUCCUUGAAGGAAUGAAUUACUCCCAAAUGUUCAAACAGAUAGAGGAACAGAAUAUACACGUAAUUAUUGUUUUUGCUCAAAAAGUGCAUGUUGAAGCUCUCAUUGAAUCAGCGAUACAUCUGCAUAUCUCCAACAAGGUGUGGAUAGCAGAUGAUGGAUGGGCCUUGAACCAGCAGCUCCCCAAGAAGAAAGGAAUCAGAAAUAUUGGAACUGUGCUCGGAGUGUCUCAGACAGUCGUCGGGAUGCCUGGUUUCAGUGAUUUCAUCGCGUCUUUUAAAAGCCACACUCACUGUGGAAAUGAAGGACAGCAGACGUUUUGUAAUCAGGUUUGCAACUGCAGUAGCCUGAGUGCAGAAGAUGUCAUCACAGCAGACCCAACUUUCUCUUUUACUGUUUAUUCUGCUGUGUACGCAAUUGCACAUGCUUUACACAAUGUUUUACAAUGUGGAGCCGGCACAUGUAAUGACAGCACUGCAGUGUACCCUCACAUGGUUCUCGCUGAGCUGAAGAAGUCAAACUUUACGCUGUUAAAUCAAAGUGUUCAGUUCGAUGAGUACGGUGACCCCAAGUUUGGAUCCUAUUCUAUAGUUUUCUGGAACAAGAGUGGUAGUGCGCAGGAGAUCGGCUUUUAUCGUGUCCACCCAUCAGUCGACUUUUUCAUCAACAGCACUGAAAUAGAGUGGUACAAGGAUGGAGAUGUGCCUACUUCCCUGUGUUCCCCAGAGUGUCCUAUGGGAUAUGCCCAAAAGUCAGAUGGAAGCCACGAAUGCUGCUUCAGUUGUCAAAUGUGUCCCGAUGGAACUUAUGUUAACAGCACAGAGGAUCCCUAUAAGUGCAUGGACUGUAAGGAGACAGAGUGGUCUGCAGAAGGAAGCACCUCAUGCACCCUGCGGCUGGUGGAGUACAUCCCAUUCACAGACAGUGGGGCUAUACUGAUCAUGUUCGGGGCCUCGGCCUUGGUGGGCCUCUCUCUCGCCAUGUCUGGUCUCUUUGCCGUGAACUACAACACCCCUGUUGUCAGAUCUGCUGGGGGACCUAUGUGCUUCCUAAUCUUAGGCUGCCUCAGUCUGUGUAGUCUCAGUAUUUACUUUUACUUUGGCAAACCAACUCUUUCUUAUUGUAUCUUGAGACUCUUACCGUUCUUCUUGUUCUACACUGUUUGUAUGGCAUGUUUUGUUGUGCGCUCAUUUCAAAUUGUUUGCGUUUUCAAAAUGGCUGCCAAGUUUCCCAAGCUGCACAGCUGGUGGAUGAAGUAUCAUGGACAGUGGCUGGUCAUAACUGCGGCAUUUGUCACUCAGGCACUGUUUAUUACCAUUGGCUAUUCUUAUACAUCCCCCAGGCCCUAUAAUGAAACCGUAUGGUACCCAGAUAAAAUCAUACUCAGUUGUGACUUCAGUCUGGAAUCCUUCUCUGCUCCUAUAUCUUUACUUGUAUGUCUAUGCUGUCUUUGCUUUAUUUUCUCCUACAUGGGGAAAGACCUCCCCAAAAAUUACAACGAGGCCAAAGCGAUAACGUUCUGUCUGCUGCUGCUGAUCUUCACCUGGAUCAUCUUUGUCACUGCAUACUUGCUUUACCGGGGAAGAUACAUCCAAACUCUUAACGCUGUGGCAGUGCUCUCCAGUCUCUACUCCUUUCUGCUGUGGUACUUCCUGCCAAAAUGUUACAUCAUCAUUUUCCAACCCAAGAAAAACACACAGCAGUACUUUGCAGGUCUCAUUCAGAACUAUACUAAAACUAUUAGCCAGUAG